UAUGAUUUAUUAUUUUCAAGAUGUCUGCGCCCAUGGAAAGAACCACCUUGCAGCCUAUGUUGAAAGAUUUUGCCUAAAAUUAUCCAUAACAUAUGACUGAAAUGGAGCAGAUUGGCAGAAAAAGGAAAUUUGAUGGAAAAGCAGACUUUGCUAAGAAACAGAGAAUCCAAGAAACAGUCCUGUCCGAAGCACCACAAGCCAUCAAUGUAGUUGAAUAUGCAAAGUGUAGGGCUGCAGAGUUACAGCUCCUAGAUGCUGCCACCAAACAGAGAAAGGUUUCCCAAGCAGUGAAUGGAUUGAUGUCCAUUUCCAUGCGACGGAGAGCAAUGAGUCACAACAUUAAAAGGUUGCCCCACAGAGUGAGGGAGAUGGUGACAAUAAAGGCUAAUAAACACAAAAAACCAAGUAGAAGACACAGAAGACGGCCUAAUAACCUGUUGCAGGAGUACGUCCGACGCCAGAAAACCAAAGUUUGGCUUGAAACUCACAUCUGGCAUGCAAAACGAUUCAAGAUGAUAGAAAAAUGGGGUUACAGGAUUCCUUAUCAACCUACGGAUAAGAGUUCUCGGGCAUCUUACAGGGCAACUCAGCAUCACUGUCAAAUGAUAGAUGUUUCCUACAUGUGCUGCAUAGAAGUUCAAGGAAAUGAAGAAGAUAUCAUCAGUGGUGUUUCUCGUCUGUGUAAUUCACAAACAGGACUAACCAUUGGAGCCAAGAUGUACUUGGAAGGAACCAGAGAGGGUAGCUGUGUAUUGUACAAACAAGAUCAGUAUCCUCUGGGAGCCAUUUGUCCUGUUACAUUUCUUUGGAGACCCAGGACUGAAUCGCACUCUCUUCGUCAGCUAUGGAUUUGGUGUCAUCCUGCUUCCUAUAAUGAACUGUGGCAGGAAUUAGAGGCUAGCUUUUCCCAUACAGAAGGUUGUGCAGCUCAGGACAUUUCCGAAGAAGUCUGCAGCUGUCCAGUUGAUGAAGUGGGAAAAGGGAAAACUGUGUCUGAAAUCUGGGAUAAAGCUCCUGUCAACAAUAAUUCUGAAGAACAAGAGAUUCAUAGUGAAAAAAAGGAUGAGGAAGAAAUAAAGAAAAUUGACAAUGAUUGUAAGGCAUUUAGUGAAAAGAAGGGAAAAGGGAAGCAACAAAAAAGGAAGAAGGAGACAACUCAGAAACCAACUGAGGAGCAAGUCAUAAAAGUAGUAAACAGAAAAUCUCAGAUCGGGAAGAUUUUGAUGACUUCUUUAAAAGACAGACUUGUGAGGCAUCGCUUCAUUGGACCAGAGUCUCAGAAAGUUCUGGAACAAACUCUUUGCAUAGCAGAUAUCAUGUCCAACAAAAGUGAACCAGCUCACUGGUGGAAACAGUACUUCCAGGACCAGGAACACUCCUUGGGCUUUAACCAGCAGAGGGAAUUCUGGGAAGGAGUCUGUCAGUGUCGGUCUGCUGCAGAGUUGUCUCCCCAUUGUGUUAUUGGUCUGACUGUUAGGGAUCCUAGAGUCAUCAGAGCAAAGAAACGGAAUGAUUCCGCAAGUAAAGAAACUUCAGAGGCCAUGAUGUCUGAUGAUACAGGAGCCAUUACACUGAAGAUCAGCCAGGAUGUCUCCUCUUCACCCCUGUGGAAGGAAGAAAUCCGGAAGACAGUGACUUCAACAAAAAAGUCAGACUUUGAAAUCAAUCAACUGAAGUCUGAACAUGUUGUGCCAGGGACAGAGUUAAUACUAGGGGAUGAGGAAAGUAGGAUUCCAGUGCUGCUCAUUCAGAACCAAGGAGUCGAUCCCAAAGACAGGAAUCACAGUCACUAUGGGAGUGGAUGGGAUCUCAUCCUUCCUGCAGGGUGGAGCAUGGCAUUCUGGGUAGCCAGUGUCUAUCAUGGGGCAAGAGCAGGAGGUUUGCGUGAAUUACAGUGCCUGGCUAAUGAACAGCAGAGUGAACACUUUCCAGAAGAUUUCCCAGAUACACAAGCAGGGCAAGCAGAGGAAAACAGGAUAAAGAGUGAAAAAGAGGCUGAGCAUAGCAGACGACCUCCAGCCAAAAGACCAAAUUUCAGAAAGUUAGGUAUGGAUCACCCAUUCAGUUGGGCAUGGAAACAACUGGUUGAUGAGAAAGAUGAUAGCCAAGACUUUUAUGUGUUAAGGGGAAGAGAUGAUCUCAGAACUUUGAGAAAAGUAUUAAAUAUUGCUUCUGGAAAGAACAAGAAAUGUUUGCAAAGUCACAUUGAUGAUGCAUUGCAUGCCUCCUUCCAAGAUGUCAUUAGUAGACACAAACAAUCUUUGGUUUACAUCAAAAUAGCAAUGAAUUCCAAAGGCAGCCCUGAAGAAAUGGGAACAAUCUCCAUACCAACACAGGAAGAUGUCAACAGAUUGAAAGCCGACAGGUUUUAUGUUGGACCAGUAAAAUUGCAACAAAAAGACCCACAGCAAGAAGAAAAGAAAGAGAAAAAAAGAAAAAUAAAACUAUUUAAGAAAGGCAUCUUGAAUCUACCACCCAAAAAGACACCCGAGAUAAAAACAGAAAACUCAGAGAGUGUGGAUAAUGGUGAUAGGGAGGUUAUUGGGUAUGUUAAGCAUGGUGGAUUUUCACUAAGCAGCGGGCAGGGUGCUGGGAAGGGAUUCUGUUCUGUGCUAGGAUUAGAAAAACUUCAUCAAUCUCUACCUGAUCAAAAGAAUCUUGUUUUAAUUAGAAAUCCCAGAACACUGCAGUACAGAUUUGCUCGGAUAUCCAUAUAACGGAUAUGCAGUUUUUAGUUGUGAUAACAUGAGAUACCACCAAGAUUGUGUUCAUUGUUAUCAAAAUCUGUUGUGAAUUAUGUUUGUUCAUGAAUUAAAAUCAUCAUUAUCAGAAUCUUGUAGGUUUUAU
Saccostrea cuccullata (small rock oyster) is the source of this 2847-nucleotide messenger RNA. Its product is annotated as ribonucleases P/MRP protein subunit POP1-like. Gene Ontology annotation, cellular component: nucleolar ribonuclease P complex; ribonuclease MRP complex. The transcript has 7 exons. Gene Ontology annotation, molecular function: protein binding. Gene Ontology annotation, biological process: tRNA 5'-leader removal. Lineage: Eukaryota; Metazoa; Mollusca; Bivalvia; Ostreida; Ostreidae. The coding region runs from base 93 to 2717 and encodes 874 amino acids. The record is from RefSeq and is a predicted model, not a curated record.